UUGUCGCAGCCAUUUUUCUUGUUGUGGCCGAUGUGUUGGUAGUUGGUGUGCAUUCACAGUUGUAGAUUAAUCUGUUACCGGUAUUUCUUUUACAAUUUGACUUGUCCUUACGGUUUAUUGUGUCUUAAAAGUUGUAAAAGAAAUCGUCGACAAAAAGUAAGCGACAUGGCGCAGUACAAGGGAGCAGCCAGUGAGGCUGGGAGAGCCAUGCAGCUCAUGAAGAAACGAGAAAAAGAAAGAGAACAGCUCGAACAGCUGAAGCAGAAGAUUGCCGAGGACAACAUGGUCAAGUCUAAUAUUGAUAAGAAGUUCUCCGCUCAUUAUGAUGCUGUCGAGGCCGAGCUUAAGUCCAGCACUGUUGGUCUGGUGACACUGAAUGACAUGAAGGCCAAGCAGGAGGCGCUGGUCAAGGAGCGAGAGAAACAGCUGGCCAAGAAGGAGCAAUCGAAGGAGCUCCAGCUCAAGCUUGAGAAGCAAAAAGAGAAGAAGAGGAAGGAGGAACAGAAGAGAAAAAUAGCCAGCUUGUCUUUUAAUCCAGAAGACGAAGGAGAAGAGGAGGAGGAGGAAGAGGAGGAAAAUGAAGAGGAGGAGCUGGAUUACGCUCCAGUUAAGAAGAAGAAACUUGGGAAAAAUCCAGAUGUGGACACAAGUUUCUUGCCUGAUCGAGACCGAGAGGAGGAGGAGAAUCGUCUCAGAGAGGAGCUCAGACAGGAAUGGGAGCUCAAACAAGAGAAAAUUAAGAGUGAGGAGAUUGAGAUCACAUUCAGCUACUGGGAUGGUUCUGGACAUCGUAAGACUGUCAAGAUGAAGAAGGGUAAUACAAUCCAGAACUUUCUGCAAAGAGCCCUGGAGGUCCUCAGGAAAGACUUCAGUGAGCUCAGGUCUGCUGGAGUGGAGCAGCUGAUGUACAUCAAAGAGGAUCUGAUAAUCCCACAUCACCACAGUUUUUAUGACUUCAUUGUGACCAAAGCCAGAGGCAAGUCUGGUCCUCUUUUCAGCUUUGACGUCCACGAUGAUAUCCGACUGGUUAACGACGCCACAGUAGAGAAAGAUGAGUCUCAUGCAGGUAAGGUGGUGCUGAGGAGCUGGUAUGAGAAAAACAAACACAUCUUUCCUGCGAGUCGCUGGGAGCCGUACGAUCCCGAGAAGAAGUGGGACAAAUACACGAUCCGGUGAAAAAGGCUGUCUCCUCGGCUCUCUGGAAUCUCUCACACGGACUUUUAAUGAUGUUUUCCCAAUUUAUUUUACUCCAAUACAACAUAGUGCGUCAAGGCUUCACAACCUGUCAACUUUAUUUUACUACUUAUUUGACAGGCUGUUUUUUUUUUCCAAUUGUGUUUGACUGAAUGCAAUGUUUCCUGUGAAAACGACCUCACAUUUAUUUGUAAAUAGCUCAUGAACAUGUAUUAGCAUCUGUGCUCAAUAAAAAAAAAAAACUGUCAAUGACUAC
Messenger RNA from Labrus mixtus (cuckoo wrasse), 1450 nucleotides. RefSeq names its product family with sequence similarity 50 member A (gene fam50a). The transcript has 13 exons. Bases 166 to 1176 code for a protein of 336 amino acids. The record is from RefSeq and is a predicted model, not a curated record. Gene Ontology annotation, biological process: chromatin organization. Gene Ontology annotation, cellular component: nucleus. Lineage: Eukaryota; Metazoa; Chordata; Actinopteri; Labriformes; Labridae.